AUGCCUGGGUAUGCAAAAUUCAUGAAGGACUUGGUGACCAAAAAGAGGGCUGUUAGUUUUGAGAAUGAUGAGAGGUUGCAGCAUUGUAGUGCCAUUUCAACGAGGUCACUAGUACAACACAAAGAGGAUCCCAGAGAUUUAACUAUUCCUUGCACCAUCGGUAAGAUGCUUUUUGCAAAGUCCUUGUGUGAUUUAGGGGCAAGAAUUAAUUUGAUGCCAUUGUCAAUUUAUAAGAAGUUGGGUUUAGGAGUUCCCAAACCAACUGCGAUGUGUUUACUUAUGGCUAAUAGAACUCUGAAGAAGCCUAUUGGAGUGCUUCAGGAUAUCCUUGUGAAAGUGGGGACAUUUAUUUUUCCGACGGACUUUGUGAUACUUGAUUGCGAAGUUGACUUUGAUGUUCCCAUCAUCUUAGGGAGACCAUUCCUCGCCACUGGGUGCGCCUUAGUCGAUAUAGAGAAAGGACAGAUGAAGUUUAGAUUGAAUAAGAAGGAGGUGUCUAGUAAAGAGAAGUUAGGUGCAGCGUUGUGCAAGGAGAAAAAGCACCAUGAGAAAAAGAUAGAAAAGCGCGAACUAGCUUCAGAGUGGCCCAAGUGUCCCCACAAGGAAUGGUUGAGCUCGAGAAGAGGAAGGGGAUAA
Molecule: messenger RNA, 636 nt
Organism: Solanum stenotomum
Lineage: Eukaryota; Viridiplantae; Streptophyta; Magnoliopsida; Solanales; Solanaceae
Exons: 2
Coding region: 1-636 (211 amino acids)
Source: RefSeq, a predicted model, not a curated record